AUGGGAAAUUUGCAGUCGGCAAAAACGAGUCAACCGGAGAAAUAUAUCAUGUAUCAGACAUUUUUCUUGGUGUUCUUUAGAAUGCUCUAUAUUCCAUUCAUACUUUAUUUGGUUGCUUCGAGAAACGAGAUCAGUGGAGAUAUAUUAUUUUUCGGAACGUGUGUAAUCGAUAUGUUUGUGACGCAUUUCAUCAUUCAAGCAUCUUAUCUGAGCGCCAAUAAGAAGCACGUAGAAUCUCUAUUCAAUUCAUGUGGAUGCCGCAAAAAUAAGAUCUCGGAUAAUUAUACGAGUACUAUGGAAAGUACGAUAGUGGCGGCUACUAACUAA
This is a messenger RNA of Caenorhabditis remanei, 327 nucleotides long. RefSeq lists its product as uncharacterized. The record is from RefSeq and is a predicted model, not a curated record. The coding region runs from base 1 to 327 and encodes 108 amino acids. NCBI's taxonomy places the organism in Eukaryota, Metazoa, Nematoda, Chromadorea, Rhabditida, Rhabditidae. The transcript is spliced from 3 exons.